CAGGGCUUCAGUGUUGGUAGUCGUGAACUGUAUUUAGCUGUUUCGGCUUAAUCUAGUACCUACUGUCUACAAUAGCUCGAUGGUGUGUAUAAUAAAAAUCUAAAACGGCCAUCAAAAAACAGAAAUGGCAGCUUCAAUGUGGAAGGAUAAAGGCCAAUUGGUUUUUGAAGAACAAUGGCCUCUGAUGAGACCUACCAUCUUAAAACUGCUACGUCAAGAGCCUGUUAGCCGAGCAGAGUGGCAUGAACUCUUCUGGUCUGUGCACAUGGUAUGCUUGUGGGAUGAAAAAUCACAUGCCAAAAUGUAUAAGGCAUUGCAAGAUGACAUUCUUGAAUUCAUUAAGCAAGCACAAACUAGGGUACUGACUCAUGAAGAAGAUCAGUCAUUGUUAAGGGCUUACAUCAGUGAAUGGCGCAAAUUUUUUACCCAGUGCUCAUAUUUGCCUAUGCCUUUCUUCCAACUUGAAACUGCUCUUCAGGGCAAGAGCCAUAGCUCCAUACAGAAAAAGCCCCAGCAGAAUACUGAUGACAGUCUAGUCAGAAAGCUAAUGUUGGAUUCUUGGAAUUUAAGUAUCUUCUCCAACAUAAAAAAUCGUUUACAAGAUUCUGCAAUGAAGUUGGUCCAUGCAGAAAGAAAUGGAGAAGCAUUUGACUCACAGUUAGUUAUUGGAGUGAGAGAGUCCUAUGUUAACCUGUGUUCAAAUUCUGAGGAUAAAUUAACUAUCUACAUGGAAAACUUUGAGAAAGCCUACAUCGAUUCCACCGAAGCUUUUUACAAGCUCAAAGCUCCGCAGUAUUUGGAAAUUAAUGGAGUUCAAAAUUACAUGCGGUACGCUGAAUGUAAACUACGGGAAGAGGAACAGCGUGCCAAUAAAUACCUAGAAUCCUGUUCAAUAGCGACGCUCAACGGAUGUUGUGUGAAUGUUUUGGUGACAGCAUUCAAAGAAACCAUUCUAGCAGAGUGUUCGUCCAUGAUUAAACAAGACGAAACACAAAAAUUGCGAAUGAUGUUUCGACUGAUGGAUCGAGUUUCAGACGGAAUUGCACCUAUGCUUAAGUAUCUAGAAGAUCAUAUCAUCCACGCAGGGUUGGCCGACAUGAUGGUCGCAGCCGAAUUGAUCACCCAGGAUUCCGAAAAAUACGUGGAGCGACUUUUGACGCUGUUUAACCAGUUUAGUCAGUUGGUCAAGGAAGCCUUUGACGAUGAUCCACGCUUCCUCACUGCUCGUGAUAAAGCAUACAAACAUGUUGUGAACGAUACGUCAGUCUUCCGAUUAGACUUGCCUACAAGAUUGCCAGGACCAGGCAUCAGUGGAGGAGUGAAAACUCAACCUGAAUCUCGUUGCCCAGAACUUUUAGCAAAUUUCUGCGACAUGCUACUGCGUAAAACACCACUGAGCAAAAAACUCACAUCUGAUGAAAUUGAAAGCAAACUUAAGGACGUGUUACUAGUACUGAAAUACGUUCAAAACAAAGAUGUGUUUAUGCGAUUUCACAAGGCACAUUUAACUCGGCGGUUAAUCCUAGACACUUCUGCAGAUAGUGAAAAAGAAGAAAACAUGGUUGAAUGGUUGCGAGAAGUAGGAAUGCCUGCUGAUUAUGUCCACAAGCUUGCCCGUAUGUUCCAGGAUAUCAAGAUUAGUGAAGACCUAAACCAACAAUUUAAAGAAGAAUAUAGAAAGACGAAGGGGAACAUUGCCGAUUCCAUCAACAUAAAAAUUUUGAAUGCCGGAGCUUGGGCUAGAGGAUCCGACAGAGUGACUGUAUCUUUGCCCUUAGAGUUAGAAGACUACAUCCCAGAAGUGGAAGAUUUCUACAGAAAGAAGCACAGUGGGAGAAAACUGCAGUGGCAUCAUCAUAUGUCAAACGGAACUAUUCAAUUCGCCAACUCGGUUGGCAGGUUUGAUUUGGAUGUUACGACUUUCCAAAUGGCCGUCCUCUUCGCAUGGAAUGAACGACCGCAAGAAAAAAUAUCUCUUGAAAAUUUGCGCUUGGCUACGGAGUUGCCGGAUGCUGAGCUUCGUCGAACAUUAUGGUCUUUGGUGGCUUUUCCGAAACUUAAACGCCAGUUAUUGAUUUGUCAUCCCGAAGUACAGUCUCCGCGAGAUUUUACUGAAAACACUAUUUUUGCCGUCAAUCAAGAUUUCAGUCUAGUAAAAAAUGGAAAAGUUCAAAAACGAGGCAAAAUCAAUUUGAUCGGACGUCUACAAUUAUCAACCGAAAAAAGCAAAGAAGAAGAAAAUGAAGGCAUUGUUCAACUGCGCAUUUUGCGUACUCAGGAAGCAAUAGUCAAAAUACUUAAAAUGCGAAAGAAAAUUAGCAACGCCCAGUUGCAAACUGAGCUAGUAGAAAUUUUGAAAAACCUUUUCAUCCCAUCUAAAAAAAUGAUUAAAGAACAAGUUGAAUGGCUGAUAGAACACCGUUACAUGAAACGCGAUGACAAGGAUAUUAAUACCUUUAUUUAUCUAGCUUAAAAAUUAGGAAAACAACCAUCGUGUGAAAACUUGAUCUGAUUUAAGUUUCUCGUGUACAUCUUUCAUCCUGUCUGCAUUUUCCCUUUAAGCCUAACAGUUGACGUAUUACUCGGUCACGCGAAAA
Daphnia carinata is the source of this 2597-nucleotide messenger RNA. RefSeq names its product cullin-5-like (gene Cul5). Gene Ontology annotation, cellular component: SCF ubiquitin ligase complex; Cul5-RING ubiquitin ligase complex. Gene Ontology annotation, biological process: protein ubiquitination; SCF-dependent proteasomal ubiquitin-dependent protein catabolic process. Gene Ontology annotation, molecular function: ubiquitin protein ligase binding. NCBI's taxonomy places the organism in Eukaryota, Metazoa, Arthropoda, Branchiopoda, Diplostraca, Daphniidae. The transcript is spliced from 16 exons. The record is from RefSeq and is a predicted model, not a curated record. The coding region runs from base 125 to 2473 and encodes 782 amino acids.